This is a messenger RNA of Yamadazyma tenuis ATCC 10573, 2431 nucleotides long. The record is from RefSeq and is a predicted model, not a curated record. NCBI's taxonomy places the organism in Eukaryota, Fungi, Ascomycota, Pichiomycetes, Serinales, Debaryomycetaceae.
UAUUGUUUAGAAAAGGGGAAACUCGGUUAACAGUUUAAACUCAUUUGAAUCGGCGCUCUACUACGUGUAUCAGAUCACCACCUCUUGUACCACCUUCCAUAUUCCCAUAGCUGGCACCCCUUAAGGUCUUAUAAUCUCCAGGACUUGUUUUAUAUGGUAUUUCCCCUAGGUUUCAGUUCUUACCCCAGCACCACUUGAUUCAUAUAUUUCGCCAUACACAAAAGGCUGCAACUCCAGUCCCAACUCCUAUCUCCUGUCAUUCACAACAUGAAUCCCCAGUUGAUACGGUUCACUCGACUGGUCUUGUCGCUAGUGUAUCUAAUACUCAUCAUCUUAUCUAUACCGUUGGCGUUUGACGUGGGCGGCAUAGACUGUGGUCUUACGUUUUCCUUCACCAUCUGCGUGCUAUACUUUGUGUUGGCCACCGCCAGGCUGUUGACCCGCAAGAACAAGUAUCUUCGGUGGGUGUCGGUGUUUUACUAUUUCCAGUACAUCGCCAUACCUUCAAUAUUGACCCUAUUUUUAUCAUACUAUAGUGGGAAAACAAAGCCUCGAAAGUUCUACGUGGUGGAACUAUGGACCAUAUUUAUCGUCAACUCCACCCCGAUUUUCACCAUCUUGGAAGGGUUCUGUUCGCUUUUGUCAAUUCAAGCCAUAGGCCAAACUGUCAGUUGGUUAACCGCGUAUAAGUCUGACAGUUGGUUAAUUGUGUCAUUGAUAGCUAGUGGCUCUACCAUCACCGGUGGGUUGUACUUUUUGUACAGAAUCUACGUGCUCCCCAUCACCAUCGAUUUGGUGGGAUCGUCUUUACUUGGGUCUUUGCUCACUUUGACAUUUGGACUUGGAUUAUUUGGAAUAGUUUCUGGAAAAGGCUCCAUCAUCGAGUCAUCCUUAUUAUUUGCCUACAUUGUCAGGUGCAUUUACGAAACGUUUCCUCAGUUGAGAGAUAACGCCAAUCAGGCCAUAACCGAUAUAUUCACUAACACGCGCUUGCUAGUGGAAAUCCCAAUGUUAUCUCCACACCUUUCCAAUACGAUCCUGACGAUUCUUCCGUUUUUGGCGGCAAACGUACCGGCUUCUUUCAGAACCAUGUAUGAGUUCUUGAAUGUCUCGAUUACAAAGCUCCCAAUACCUGUGCUAUUCAACUUUUCGUACAGAAUAACUCUGUUUUUCGCCGCUACCAAAAUUAUACCGGCCUUGUACCAUUCUACGUUGUAUCCAUCUGCCUCCCCCCCAAGAACUCCAUCUUUGGUGAGGUCAAGAGAAACGUCCACUGCUUCCAUAACGAGUAUGUCCCUUUCAAGAUCGGAAUCGAACAAUUCCCAGGCUUCGAUACAUUCUACCAGAAAUAUGAGACAACAAUUCUCGUCUGAUAAACCACCUUCCACGAUUGUAAGAUUAAUCUAUUCAUACUCCCCAUGUAUUAUUAUUCCGGUUUAUACCCAUUUAUUGAUGCUGUAUCAUGGUGAAUUAGCUACGCACUUGAAGUUUUGGGAUGUGUUUGGCUCCGGCGGUAGUAGCAUAGUCCAGCUACCAAUCCAUCCAGUUAAAUUCUGGAACUGGGUUAAUAUGGGUACUACCUUACUCCUCUAUUUAUUGGAGCUAAUGGGAAGUAACAACCAUAUUGACGGAAACAACGCAUUAACUAACCAUUGGAAAGUCGAUUAGUCAAAAUCAUCAUAUACUUACUCCAGAUUUUAUUGUACAAUAACAGUUUUCUUCAAUUCUUAAUCACCUUUAGUUUUAUAGUUACAUAAUUAAGAUGUUUGACUCUCGAUAUUCAAUAUUAAAAGGUUCAUAAGUAAAUCAGAAUAAUGCAACUCUCGUCCCCGAUACGAAACCAGUCAUCUUUCCAGACAGUGAAACGAUCUCUGAGCUUGACUCUAUGUUUGCUUGAUAUUUCAUCAUAAAAACACUCACAACAACCUCUUAAUUUCAAAAUAUAAAGUAGUUCAAAAACACAUAAAACCUGGCACAUUUGACUGUGCACAUCUCGAUGGCGUGGACCACCAGAUUCAGGCUUUGAUAAAGGGAGACAUCCAUGGACCAAGAGUGAGCUCCAUUGAGUUAGCUAAACAAUUAUAGCCAAUUGUCAUAACUAUCGUCUAGAAUACACAAUUCCAUUACCGAAUAUUUUGUCAUUAUGACAAGCCACAAGAAGAAUGUCCACACGACUUGGUACCCUGGAACAUGACGCAAACAAACACAAUAUCAAGAUCCACGAAGGGAUCCAUCAAGUACUAGUAAGCCAGUUUCAUAGGAACCUACAAACAUCAUGGUUCUAAGCUAAUUAUGGCCCACCAAACGAACUGAUUGGUUCGCUACGUCUCCGCAUAGACGGUAGGAGACUUUCCCCAAAGCAUUAUGGAGCCACUAACGGGCCUUUUGAUAGCUUCGAAAACAAUUCUUUGUCCAUGAACGUAAAGAGAAG